Pistacia vera is the source of this 1077-nucleotide messenger RNA. Its product is annotated as protein TIC 20-I, chloroplastic. The transcript has 3 exons. The coding region runs from base 144 to 959 and encodes 271 amino acids. The record is from RefSeq and is a predicted model, not a curated record. Lineage: Eukaryota; Viridiplantae; Streptophyta; Magnoliopsida; Sapindales; Anacardiaceae.
CGGCUAAUUAGAAGUGAGAUCUACUGCUAACAAAGAUAGGAUAGGCUAUGAAACCGAGAGAGGACGGCGAGAAACCCUAGUGAAUUCGCACAGUAUCAGUUUAGGUGUCUCUCUUCAUCAAAUUUCAAGUCAAGGUUUUGGCAAUGAUUCUAAAUGGAUGCACAAUGCUUUCUGGUGGUGUCCUUAUGAAUUCUAAAGCAUGUAAGCCAAAGCAUAGUAGCUCCAUUUUGGCAAGUGUGCCAUGUUUGCCCCCUCAUGCGACAACUUUAGGUUCCAGUAGUUCAUGGGGACCUUAUCAGUGGAAAUCCUGGUCUUCUGGAGGUGUUCCACUCUUGCACCUUUCUGCUGCAUCAAGCCCACUUUUAAGUGGGGAUCAAGGUAGUUUGUCAUGCACAAUCUCCUCCUUACCUAGGAGACGUAGAUCUCAUCUUUCACCUAGAGCUUCAAAGGAUGUUCCAUCCAGCUUCCGCUAUCCUCCUAUGACCAAGAAACCAAGGUGGUGGUGGAGGACUUUAGCAUGCAUCCCCUAUUUAAUGCCACUUCAUGAGACGUGGAUGUAUGCAGAGACUGCGUAUAACUUACACCCUUUUUUAGAAGAUUUUGAAAUGGUCACCUACCCAUUCCUUGAAGCCCUUGGCACAUUGCCAAGCUGGUUUUUGAUGGCAUACUUUUUUGUUGCAUAUCUUGGAGUGGUGAGGAGAAAAGAGUGGCCUCACUUUUUCAGAUUUCAUGUGGUAAUGGGCAUGCUAUUGGAGAUUGGCCUCCAGGUGAUAGGGACUGUGAGCCGGUGGAUGCCACUAGCAGUAUACUGGGGUAAAGUGGGAAUGCACUUUUGGACAAUUAUGGCAUUUGGAUUCCUUUUCACUGUUUUAGAGGCUAUACGGUGUGCUCUUGCUGGUAUGUAUGCUGACAUCCCUUUUGUGAGUGAUGCUGCAUAUAUCCAAAUUCCAUAUGAAUAGGGAGGUAGAUUUGGGAGAAUAUUUUUGUUUUUCAUUUUCUGGUGGUUCUAUUGUAUCGGGUCUUUUGAGCAGAAAUGUAUGAAUUAAUUUGAAAAUUGCCUUGUACAAAGGUUUUAAA